UCUGGAAAGACCUUCGUUUGAUUUGAUCUCAAAGGAAUGUAUCUCUGGAUUUGAGGAGGAGUUUCGAGUGAGAUGGCUAUUUAAACCCUUUCUGAAAGCCCAGGUGCAUCAGGGUUCAAGACUGAAGAACAAUGCUUCUCCUCCUGCUGCUCGCAAUUGCUGUCCUGCCUUCUUCUGGUCAGAAUGCCAGUGGAACAGUCAACAGUGAUGGAAUCUGCGAAUGUUCUGUGAUUUUGCCCGACAACACGUUCCCAGUGCAAAGAAUGGAGUAUUUGGAAAGAACAUCAUGGCGGCUCAAUAUCAGUGUGCAACAAGAAAUCAACAAGGUGAAACAAUACGCACAGACCCUCUCAGUCCACACAGCAAAGCUGCUGAACCUGACCCGGCGAGUGGAGAGAAUCGAGACAGGAGGCUCCUACACCCAGCUCGACUUUGAGCUGCUUAAACUGGAGAUCCGAGAGCUGGUGUCACUCACCAAUCAGCUGAAGGUCACGAUCAAUGGAAGCAACACCAUCAUCGACCAACUUUACAUAGAGAUUGAGAAUAUUUCACGUACAGUAAACGAGCUGGAAUCUUACGAUAAGCUCAAUGUGCUGGCGAUCCGCAGGGAAAUUACAUCCCUGAGAAAACGACUUAGUGACUGUGAAGAGCAUCAAGUCCCAACUCCUCAACCCAUUGACUAUGGGAGCUGCAAUCAUGGUGGUAUACUCAAUGUGACUGAGCCUUUCGUGACACAGCUGAACUGGCUGGGAUUUAAUUAUAAGUUUGGAGGGUGGGGCAAAGACCCCACUCCCCUUCCCUCUAAAAACCAGCUGUACUGGGUAGCACCACUCGUCAAUGAACAAAGGCUCGACAAGUUUCGGAUCUACUCUUCAUACGACGAUUUACUGCUCUACAGGAAUCCAAUUGAGAAAACACUUGUGAUUCCAGGACGUUACCCCAACUAUGGAAACACAGGGCAGGGAAGCGGGAUGGUCUUGUACAAUAACACCUUGUAUUACAACUGUUACAAUACUAGGGACAUGUGCAGGGUUAAUGUAGACACGGGGACCGUGCAGAGAGUGACCCUGACUGAUGCUGUCUUCAAUAAUAGGUUCUCAUAUCAAGGUGUUAAAUACCAGGACAUGGACUUUGCUGUGGAUGAAACUGGCCUGUGGGUCAUUUACUCUACCGAUGAAAAUGCCGGGAACAUGGUUAUCAGUAAAAUUAACACAACAUCCUUCACUGUGGAGAGGACAUGGUUCACUAGACAGUUCAAACCUGGUGUGACCAAUGCCUUUAUGAUCUGUGGGGUGCUGUAUGCGAUUAGACCAGUGAGCACACGAGUGGAGGAGAUUUUCUAUACGUUUGAUACCAGAACUGGUGAGGAAGGUACGCUUGCUGUAAAGAUGGAUAAGGUGAUGGAGAUCUUACAGAGUGUUAGCUACAACCCCGCUGAUCACAAACUGUAUGUCUUCAAUGAUGGCUACCAGGUGACUUAUGAUGUUGUAUUUAAACCUUACGUACAGCUAUCUAACACAGCAUAGCGCAAACUGAUCAGCUUUAACAAUGAACAAGCUGAUCAGCUGAGGCUGGGAAUCACUGAGGUCAGGGUCCAAAUUUGAGCUUUUAUAGCUGAAUCUUGGACUGUAUUCAGUCUCCAAGUUAAUAUCAAUAUUUAAACAACAAAGCUAAUGGCUAUGCAAUUAAAAAUAUUCAAAUUGGAUGGACUGUGUUAGCCAAAGACCUCUUUUUUUCUUUCAUGGGAUGUAAGACAAGUAUGGGAGGGGAAUUACUUAUUGUCCAUCCUCAUUUGCUCUAAAUGGUGGUAGUAAGCUUUUUCUAAGACUUCAAUAGUCCUCUGGUGAAGGUGAAAAUCAACUGUAGUUGGGCUGUGAAUUCCAGGAAUAAAACACAAAAAUCACUGAAUAGAUCAGUCAGCAUCCAUGGGGAGAGAUACAAAGUGGUCGUUCUAGAUGGAUAACCAUUUGUUAAAGCUAGGCUGUGAAUUCCAGGGCUUUGACCCUGUAACAUUGAAGGAAUGGCUAGUUGAAGAUGGGAUAUGAUUUGGAGAAAGUAAAUAAAUGGUUGUGUUCCCAGUAACUUAUUCCCUCAUCUUUUUAGGAGUAUUCAAUGCAUUGAUCUAUUUUAAGCUGUCACAAUAUGUAGGUACAAACGUGUACUCAGCCUAGCACUGGUCCAGUACUGAAGAAAAUUAGCUGGUUGACAUGAAAUCUUCUUUGGUACUCUAUACUUUGGCUGAAACUUUUCUUGAAUCAAUCACUUCAUGUCUGGAAAUUCCGAGUAGAUUCAGCUCUAAUGUUCAAUGUAACAAAAGCCACCUCAGUCUCAGAAUUCCAUUUGGCCAACUGACAGGCAAUUACUUAAUGUUGAAGUUUGGUUACUGGACAGGACCUAAUCUAUUGAUGGCAAAGACCUGUUAGUCUGUCUUAGUGAGUUGAUUGUGGGACAAGUAUUAAUUGGCACACUGGGAAGGAAUUCCCAUUUCUUCAAAUCUGUCCUUGAAUCUUUUACAUCCAAUGAAAAUGUCCCAUUCAAAACUUUUCUGUGAAACAGCAGGUUAGGCAGUACAACACACCAUCAGCAGAUCAGUCUAAGGUAUGCAGAACUGAUUAAUUAUCAUGUUUUAAUUGGUUUGCAUAUACUUGAUAUAAUAUCUACAACACACAGUGACCAUAAUUCAAAUGUAAGUGUAAAUGGAGCAAACCCAGAGGGUAUCUGGAUCAACUGAAUUUUCCUUUGAGAGGAAUCUAUUUCAGAUCUAGUAUGUGCUCCUUACAUCUGUUUCCAUCUUCUUCACAUGUAUCAGUGAAGUGAAUUAUUGGUUAUGGUUUAAGCUGACAUGUUUUUAUAUGCACCAUGAAAUGUAAAUAUAUUAAUAAACAUCAAAUUUGA
This is a messenger RNA of Mobula hypostoma (lesser devil ray), 2895 nucleotides long. Its product is annotated as olfactomedin-4-like. The record is from RefSeq and is a predicted model, not a curated record. Lineage: Eukaryota; Metazoa; Chordata; Chondrichthyes; Myliobatiformes; Myliobatidae. Gene Ontology annotation, biological process: signal transduction. The transcript is spliced from 5 exons. The coding region runs from base 132 to 1526 and encodes 464 amino acids.